This is a messenger RNA of Camellia sinensis, 922 nucleotides long. RefSeq lists its product as uncharacterized. The record is from RefSeq and is a predicted model, not a curated record. Lineage: Eukaryota; Viridiplantae; Streptophyta; Magnoliopsida; Ericales; Theaceae.
CUCUCUCUCUCUCUCUCUCUCUCUCUCUACAAAACUAUAAAUUUAAUUCUCAGACAUGUAAAGGGUAUCAUUGUAAACAUGGGUUCUUGCGUUUGGGGGAAUAAGAACUCUCAAUUAGUUCAAUCACCCAUUAAGAAAAACACACUCAACACUGAACAAAUCCAGCCUCAAUCCUCUUCUCUGGCCAAUGUUUCAACUUUUGGAGACUUGGGGAGUAAAGAGAAGUUUUUCGAUUCUCAACUCUGGUUAGAAUCCGACUCUGAGGAUUUCUUCAGCAUUAAUGGUGAUUUUACCCCAUGUUGGGGCAACACGCCCAUCCAUCAAAGCAGCUUCAUACAAACAUCUCAGCCUGGUUCCUCUAUAUCCGAACUUUCUCCAACCGAUAAUGUGAAGAAACUGGCUGACCUUUUCAGCAAGAGCUUCAACGAGAACCAAGUCGAUGAAUAUCAAAAUUUACAAGAAAGUAAGACUAUUACUUCUGAUCAAAAGCCAGAAGGUAAACAUACAAUACCAAUAAAUGAGAGCACUCAAAUUUCUGAAGCAAUUUCUGAUUUCAGUAAUGAAAUGGCUCGGGGAAGAGUUCACAAAUCUGAGAAACAGAAAUUGUCGAGGUCAGAAUCAUGUUGCCUACCUAGUUUGGCUCGAAACCUGAGCUUCUGUGAGAGGAAGAAGAGGUUGAGCCCUAAUAGUAUUGGAAGAUAAGCCAAGAUUUUCAUCAUCCAUCUCGUUUGUUGGAAGUUUCACAUCUGAAUUGGCAUGAUCACGUAUUGUAUCAUUUGCAAAGUUACUUGUCAUUUCUCUAGCACGGUAUCAGAGCGAUUUGUGAAUUUGGUUGGGGAAUGAUCUCACAUAUGAAACGAAGGAGUUAAAUAUUUGUUUGAUCAAUGUCUAAAAUUGUGUUUGGUUGGGGGAUUUGAAAAAA